AUGCCGUUAUCCAGGCAUGAUAACUCAGCUUGGAAAGCCUCUAAGGUGAUGGAUGAGAUUUAUGAACAGCACGGGCAUCUGCUGACUACCCUUGACCCCCUUCACCACCCCUGGCUGACCCGACAGAGACUUAAGGAAAUGGCUGAUGCUGUUUAUGCGAAGGGUGCUGCACUUCCAAAUUGCUGGGGGUUUGUAGAUGGCACUGUAAGUUAUAUAGAAACUUUCAAAAUACAGUAUUUUAGUCUAGUGUGUAUUUUAUAUUAUUUUGUUUGUUUUUACUGUAAAAUCUCUAACAAACCCUUUCCCCUCCCCUCCCCUUUUUGUAAUAAUUCAGGCAUGGCAAAAUAUUUUUUAAAGAACUGAUUUUACUCUUAAGCUUUUAACAGUGCCACAACAUUAAACUUGAUCGUCUAUCAUCUAGUAAGUCAGAUUUUGCUUCUUCUCGAGUUUUGACUUUAUAGCAUUUCUCUAGCACAAAUCUAACGCUAUGUAUACCUUAUACAAAAUUUAUCAAAACUGGCAAGAUUUCAGCAGCAUGUUAUUUUGACUCUGGAGUUCUAAAUAAGCCUCUCCCCCCCUCUUGUACGAGGCACAGAAUUAAAUAAAGCCCCCCGAGGUUAUUAGAGCUUUUUAAAAGUUAAAAUUUACCGAUGAAAACAUAAAAAGAUUAUUUUGUUUUGUGGUUUUUUGUUUGCUACAGGUCAGGCCUAUCUGCAGACCUUCUCAGGGUCAACACAUAUUCUACAAUGGACACAAGAGAGUACAUAGCCUCAAACUUGAGCAAGUCUUAGCUGCAAAUGGCAUAAUAGUGCGAAUGUUUGGUCCUAUUGGUUGGUUAAACUAAAUGACUUCAUUUGUUUCCAAACAAAACUAUCACGUGUUAAUAGUUUUGGUAGACUCCACAAUUUCCACAGGUUGGGAUGGACUUAACCCCCCCUCCCAUCAGACUAUCCCCUAAGACUAAAAAGAUGUUCAUUUACUUUCUUUCCAUUUACAGAAGGGAGAAAGCAUUAUGCAGGCAUGCUAAGGAUGUCAGGCUUGUACCAAGACCUGGAGAGGCACUCGUGGGCACCAGAUGGCACACCCCUAUGUGUUUAUGGGGACCCAGCCUACCCCCACAGAGUAUACUUGCAAAUAGGGUUCAAGGGUGCAAGACUCACUCCUGCUCAAGAGACGUUCAAUCAUGACGUUCAAUCAUGA
Molecule: messenger RNA, 1200 nt
Organism: Porites lobata
Lineage: Eukaryota; Metazoa; Cnidaria; Anthozoa; Scleractinia; Poritidae
Source: the annotation of a GenBank genome assembly